AUGGAGGUAAGGCUCGAUCGAUCGCGGGAUGGUUUGGUUGAUCGGUGUCUGAGCGAUGCGGGCGUGGUGUUUGAUGUAAUGCAGAAGGACAGCGUUGGGGGGCAGGUGCGGAGGGCGGCGGCGAGCGCGGCGGGAGGGAGGGAGAUGGACUCGCCGCGGUUCCGGGCGAUCCUGCGGGCGACGAGCGGGCGGAGGAAGCGGGCGCCGGACGUCAAGAGCUUCUCGCACGAGCUCAACCCGGGGGGCGCGGCGGCGCACCAGCACCACCUGGCCGCGCGGAACAGGCCGCGCGGCGAGGACGAGUUCAUCGGCGCCGUCAAGAGCAAGUUCAUCAGGCUCAAGGAGGAGGUGGACUGCGAGCUCGGCGUCUUCGCGGGGGACCUCGUUGGCCUCCUCGAGCGGGCCGCGGCCGACGAGGAUGACCACCAGUACUGGCGCGUCACGCUCGAGGACCUGCUCGUCGUCACGCAGAAGUGCGCCGAGAUGAGCCCCGAGGAGUUCUGGGUCAAGUGCGAGGGCAUCGUCCAGGCCCUCGACGACCGACGCCAGGAGCUCACCACGGCAGGGGGCGUGCUCAAGCAGGCGCACACGCGCAUCCUCUUCAUCCUCACCCGCUGCACGCGCCUCCUGCAGUUCCGCAAGGAGCUCAGCGGCUAUUGCGGAGACGUCGACGGCAAGCACCAGCACGUCCUCGGCCUGCACCAGCUCAGCGACCUGGGGCUCUACCCAUUGCAGUCCACCAACGGCGGUUCCACGGAGCUAGGCCGCAGGAGCACCUCCAGCUUGACCGAGCUUAAGGAGAGGCUCAUAAGGAGGAGGAUGCUGGAGCACAAGCACCUUACCCUCGACUUCGCGGGGCGGCACUUCUUGGGAGAUGCCGGUGAUUCUCCCGGCAGCAGUGGCAAGAUAUCGUCUUGGAAGAAGCUGCCGUCUCCUGCUGAGAAGAACCGCCAUAAGAACGCGGAGGCAAAGGAGGACAAGAUCACCCCAGCAAAGAAGGCAAUAACCAGGAACAAGGUCGACGUGGAUGAGAUUGUUGAGAGGAUUGAUGCAGCUAGCAUUCACCCGGACGGUCUGGCUUCUCUUGGGGACUCAGCAGUCAAGAUCGAGAUGUCACCGGAGUUCCCAGGGGCCCAACAAAUAAUCAUCGAUGGAAAGCCAAGGAUGAUAUGCAGGAUCUGUGAUUUCGAGAUCCCGAUGUCUUGUGCGGAAGGCCAUUUCAUAGCAUGCACGCUUGCUGAUCGGUGUGAUUCCAAGGGCUUGAGUACUGACAAGCGGUUACAGAGGGUUGCCGAGGUGCUUGAGAGGGUGCUUGCUUGCUUUGACGCAAAGAACCCACAUGAUGCAGAAUUUAAUCAUCCUGACAACACAAGAGCUAGCACAUCGAGUUUAACAGAAGAAUCCGAUGGAUCCAUGGAUCAUGAUAACGAUUUGUCUCAUCUGUUGACAGUGCCAUCAUCAGAACUGUUUUCAGAAGGAGCACUGACACCUGCAUCAGGAAACUUGUCGCAGUCACCAUUAUUGACACCAAGAACUAACCACGAAGAAUCACAGCUGACUAAACACAAGGCAUUCGUCGAACUAGAGAAUUUUCAGCAGGUCGAAAGUUUACUGACUAUCGCUAGAGGCAUUGAGAGCAUAAAAAGUUCAGAGUACAACUCACUGGAGGACUUGAGCUCUUACCUUGAAGAUCUGAAUGCUGUUAUUGACACGAGAAAUGUGGAUGCCCUUGUUGUGGAGACUUUUGGAAGAAGGAUAGCCAAGUUACUACAGGAGAAAUUUAUGCAAUUAUGCGGACAAAUAGAUGAUAUGAGCACCGAAUCUUUAGGUCCAAUAGAUGAAGAUGGUCCUUUGGAGAAUAGUGUAAGCUCAAGAACAAGCCAGCUAAAUGGGAAAUUUAAGGACCGUACCUCAAUUGAGGACUUCGAAAUUAUAAAGCCAAUCAGCCGUGGUGCAUUUGGGCGUGUAUUUCUUGCAAAGAAAAGGGUAACAGGAGACCUUUUUGCCAUCAAGGUGCUGAAGAAAGCUGAUAUGAUACGCAAGAAUGCAGUUGAAAGCAUCUUGGCGGAGCGCGACAUCUUAAUAUCAGUUCGUAACCCAUUUGUGGUUCGAUUUUUCUACUCCUUCACAUGUAGGGAAAACCUUUAUCUUGUUAUGGAGUACUUGAAUGGAGGAGAUCUCUAUUCCCUCUUGAGAGGCUUAGGUUGUUUGGAUGAAGAUAUGGCAAGGACAUACAUAGCAGAACUGGUUCUUGCCCUGGAGUAUCUGCAUUCUUUGAAUGUGAUUCACCGUGAUUUGAAGCCCGACAACUUGUUAAUCUCCCGUGAUGGCCAUAUAAAGUUGACUGAUUUUGGGCUAUCAAAGGUUGGUCUUAUAAAUAGCACUGAUGAUUUAUCUGGUCCGGACGUCAGCAGUGUUCUAGUGGGUGACCAUCAACCAACAGAUGCAGAACAACGUGCACACAAACGGCAGCAGAGGCAAAAGCAGACAGCUGUAGGCACUCCUGACUAUUUGGCCCCUGAGAUACUACUAGGGAUGACCCAUGGUCCACCUGUGGAUUGGUGGUCGGUUGGUGUUAUUCUCUUUGAGAUUCUUGUAGGAAUUCCUCCAUUCAAUGCUGAGCAUCCACAGAUAAUAUUUGACAACAUAAUGAACCGGGAAAUACCUUGGCCACAAGUACCACAGGAACUCAGCUUCGAAGCAUAUGACUUGAUUAACAAGUUGCUAAUUGAGAACCCGGUACAAAGAUUAGGUGCGACUGGUGCUGGAGAGGUAAAGGCUCAUCCGUUCUUUAAGGGCAUCAAUUGGGAUAUGAUUGCUAGACAGCAGGCUGUCUUUAUUCCCUGUACAGAUGAUGAAUAUGAUACAAGUUACUUUGCCUGCCGUCAUGGGUGGGGUGCUGCUGAUGAACAAGUCACUACAGCCCACAAUGAGUAUGAUGACAGAAGUGAGACUAGUAGCAUGAGUUGUGGCAGCAGUCCACGUAGUUGCGACUACGAAGAAGAUGGAGAUGAAUGUGGUAGCAUGGAAGAGUUCGGGCCUCCUCUGUCGGUGAAAUAUUCUUUCAGCAACUUCUCGUUCAAGAACAUUUCCCAGCUAGCAUCGAUGAAUUAUGAUCUGAUAACGAAGCAUAACGAAGAUCCUUUGCAAUCUUCGAGAUCCUGAGACCACCAGGACAGACGAAUUCCCUCGGCAACAUGACUAGCGUCUCACCGGAAACCGAACUUCCUCGGCCACCGGUGGUAGCAGCAAGUGAUAUGAUAGCAAGUGUGUAACGAUCGAAGACAUGAACCUGUGCGAGUUUCCUCUACAACUUUAUGAGGUCCGACCAGCCAAACAAGCACUUUAACCUGCAUAUGCGUCGCAGAUGAAGGGACAGCGGGUGUCGAUAAGUUAGUCAGUGUUUGCUCAGGGUUCAUGCCAUUUUCCGUAGGUAUUGGUAUCCAGUGUGAAGUGCCAUCUCUUGCCGUUGCUGAUUGUACAAAGAGGUUGUAUAGAACAUUUGAGAUACUAGACAGGAACCAUAGAUCUCUCCCUGGGAGCCCUACAGAAUCCCUCAUGGCAAACCUAGUUGUUUGUGCUGUACAGUGUUUGUGUCAAUAGUGAAACAUGUUGCACAGCUUCGAUCUGUGCACAUUGAUCAUUUUUCUCUGGUGUGAAAA
Messenger RNA from Hordeum vulgare subsp. vulgare (domesticated barley), 3662 nucleotides. RefSeq names its product probable serine/threonine protein kinase IRE. The record is from RefSeq and is a predicted model, not a curated record. Gene Ontology annotation, biological process: intracellular signal transduction; peptidyl-serine phosphorylation. The transcript has 16 exons. Bases 1 to 3165 code for a protein of 1054 amino acids. Lineage: Eukaryota; Viridiplantae; Streptophyta; Magnoliopsida; Poales; Poaceae. Gene Ontology annotation, molecular function: ATP binding; protein serine/threonine kinase activity.